GGAGGUAUCGUAAGCAUUGGGGAUCCCAAGAAGAAAUAUACCAGUUUUGAGAAGAUUGGACAAGGGGCUUCGGGUACGGUAUACACCGCGAUGGACGUAGCAACGGCACAAGAGGUUGCCAUCAAACAGAUGAAUUUGCAGCAGCAGCCUAAGAAAGAGCUGAUUAUCAAUGAAAUUCUUGUCAUGAGGGAAAACAAGAACCCCAACAUUGUCAACUACCUGGACAGUUACCUGGUGGGAGAUGAGCUGUGGGUUGUCAUGGAGUAUUUGGCUGGCGGCUCGUUGACAGACGUGGUAACGGAGACCUGCAUGGAUGAAGGACAGAUAGCUGCGGUGUGCCGGGAG
Messenger RNA from Notechis scutatus (mainland tiger snake), 345 nucleotides. The record is from RefSeq and is a predicted model, not a curated record. Lineage: Eukaryota; Metazoa; Chordata; Lepidosauria; Squamata; Elapidae.